Plenodomus lingam JN3 is the source of this 1212-nucleotide messenger RNA. RefSeq lists its product as uncharacterized. Gene Ontology annotation, cellular component: mitochondrion. Gene Ontology annotation, molecular function: ribosomal large subunit binding. The record is from RefSeq and is a predicted model, not a curated record. Gene Ontology annotation, biological process: translation. Lineage: Eukaryota; Fungi; Ascomycota; Dothideomycetes; Pleosporales; Leptosphaeriaceae.
AUGUCGCAUACAAUAAUAACACGCGCAACACUUCGAAUCAGCUCUCAAAACCCGCUUUAUGCUUCUUCACGAGCCAUUGGCACGCCAUGCCGUCGCCUCACCUCCAUCCGCCCACGCACGCACGCUCUCAAACCCCAAACCACCACCCGCGCCUUCUGCCUAAGUCCGACCCUGCACAAGAAAGCCGGCAAAGCCAACAAAGCCCAUGCACGCACCGAAGGCAGCAGCACACCACCCGUCAACAAUACGGGUGCCAUGACGCCGACCGACGAGGCCUACGAUGUGUCUGGGCUGGAGACGGAAAUCCUCAAGGCGAUUGAGAAGCUGACGCAUGAUUUGAGUUUGUUGCGCAGUGGGGGCAAGAUGAAUCCGGAGGUUGUGGAGGCGUUGAAGGUGCAAUUGGGGACGGUGUCGGAAGGCAAGGAGAGUGUGCGGCUGGGGGAUAUUGCGCAAGUUGUGCCGAGGGGGAGAGUGUUGAAUAUUGUUUGUGGGGAGGAGGGGCACAUCAAGCCAAUAUCCUCUGCCAUUGCCUCGUCCCCGCACUCACUCACCCCGCUCGCCCCCGAGCCCUCCAACCCCCUUACCAUACAAGUGCCCCUCCCGCCUCCCACGGGCGAGUCCCGCCGCGCAGCUGUGGAGGCGUCCAUCAAGGCUGCAGAACGCGCGGACAAGUGGAUACAGACUGCGCGACAGGAGCACAACAAGAAGUUGAGAAAAUUCGAAUUGAACAAGGAAGUGUUACCAGAUGAUUUGCAAAAGGCGAAGAAGAGGAUGGAGGAUGUGGUUAAGAAGGGGCAUACGGAAGUGAAGAGGAUUAGUGACGGGGCAAGGAGGGUGCUGGAGAAACAUGCUGCUUUUGGGGUCAACAGUGACUUGAUCGAGCGUGCCUAUGGUACCUGUAAACACUUGCCCACAAAUGCACGUUCCCACGAGGGGUUCUUGAGGGGAACCGGGAGGCUUGAGUCAGAUGCCGAGUUGGCCAUGCAACGUUGGUGUUCAGAUUGGAUCGUAUCCCUACAUCUCACAUGGGACUCCGUGGUCAUUAUCAAAGGAUGUCAUCUUUGCGGUCAGAAGCCACCGCUCACCACUUUGGCGGCUUACCGGCACAUGAUUGCUCUACAAGGCGAUGUUCGCUUCCUUCGCCGUCACACAAUGCUGAACACUUGCCACUCGACGGAGAAAGAUCCUGCGAAUCGGUUUGCCGUGGACUGA